Dreissena polymorpha is the source of this 2617-nucleotide messenger RNA. Its product is annotated as ras-related protein Rab-37-like. Gene Ontology annotation, molecular function: GTPase activity; GTP binding. The transcript has 8 exons. Lineage: Eukaryota; Metazoa; Mollusca; Bivalvia; Myida; Dreissenidae. Bases 425 to 1075 code for a protein of 216 amino acids. The record is from RefSeq and is a predicted model, not a curated record. Gene Ontology annotation, cellular component: endosome; Golgi apparatus.
CCAGUUGAGCGACAUCCACUGAGGCAUCGGUCGGCCUACUGGUGAUUUAUUCCUGCGAAAUGCAAUAAAUGAUGAUAAGAUGGGAAAUGUGUCAGUUAAUGGACUGGUCGUCCUAUUUGGCCUGUUGAAUUGCGAGGUGGCGGUCGGAGUUACGUUUAACCAUAAGAAAAGUCGACACAGUUUGUACUAAUAAUAUAGAAUCAUGGUUAAAGUUGUAUACAUUGAUGAAUCAAUAAUGCAUUAAUAGCGAACUAUUUUUGCGGAAAUCUGAGCGUCUUUGCGACUUUUGAACGUGGAUUCCGUAGACACCUCUCGUGAAACGACGGUUGCUGCGCUGAAUGCGCUUUCCUUCGGCGGAAGUGACGUCAUAGGUCAGUGGGGUGACGUCGAACGCGAAGGGGACUUAUUGUCAGUGAGCACACGCAUGGACUCACCAGAAGUUCAAAAGGUCCAGAAGAGAUGCACGUUUGACGAUGAAGAAGAUGUGGAUAAUACCUAUAAGGUGAUGCUGAUAGGUGACAGUGGGGUGGGCAAGACGUGCCUACUGGUUCGCUUCAAGGAUGGUGCUUUUCUCUCAGGAAGCUUCAUUUCUACAGUGGGAAUCGACUUCAGGAAUAAAGUUGUGGAAGUAGAUGGUACCAAAGUUAAACUUCAGAUCUGGGACACGGCAGGCCAGGAAAGGUUUCGCAGUGUCACACACGCUUACUACCGCGAUGCCAAUGCACUCCUAUUGUUGUAUGAUGUGACAAACAGAUCCAGCUUUGACAACAUUCGGGCUUGGCUGACGGAGAUCAAUGAAUAUGCUCAAGAGGAUGUGGUGAUUAUGUUGCUGGGCAACAAGGCAGACAUGGCGGGGGAGCGCAUCAUUCGAGCUGAGGAUGGUGAGAAAUUAGCAAAGGACCACGGUGUAGCAUUCAUGGAGACCAGUGCCAAGACAGGGAUGAAUGUUGAGCUGGCCUUCAUGGCCAUUGCCAGAGAUUUGAAGAUGAAGAAGACCCGACAGCCCAUGGACCCAACCUUCAAUGUGGCCGCCUAUGUGGACAGUCAGAAGAAGACGCCAGGCUGCUGUAGUUAGCUGUAGAACACACUGCCACGCCUCCAUUCUUCCCUGUCGCCAACUAUUUGCUGCCACUGUCAUUGGGGACCAUGCUGGUACAACUUGUGACGUCUGAUAUUACAACGUGGGUCUCACAUAUUGUGGGGAGGGCAUUACAGAUAGAUUUUAGCAUACAAUAUUUGUGGUUAUUUUAUGUCUGCUGUGUUGACAGGGAAUUGUUUUUGGUUGUCGUUUGAAUGAAGAUGUUUUAUUUUUAUUAGAGACUAUAAAAUGACUAAAGUUGAGUUGUUGAAUCUAAGAUAUGCAUGAGAUGUGGUUUUGAACUUCAUUCAUUUCAUGUUUUCAAAAAAAAUUCUUUUGAGAGAGCAUUUAAAGAGUUGUUUUAGCUCAUCUAUUUUUUGAAAAAAAAUUAUGAGCUAUUUUCAUCACCUUGGCGUCGGCGUUGGCGUCCGGUUAAGUUUUGCGUUUAGGUCCAUUUUUCUCAGAAAGUAUAAAUGCUAUUGCAUUCAAACUUGGUACACUUACUUACUAUCAUGAGAGGACUGAGCAGUCAAAGUGAGAUAACUCUGGCGUGCAUUUUGACAGAAUUAUGUGCCCUUUUUAUACUUAGAAAAUUGAAAAUUUUGGUUAAGUUUUGCGUUUAGGUCCACUUUUCUCAGAAAGUAUCAAUGCUAUUGCAUUCAAACUUGGUACACUUACUUACUAUCAUGAGGGGACUGGGCAGGCAAAGUUAGAUAACUCUGGGGUGCAUUUUGACAGCAUUAUGUGCCCUUUUUAUAUUUAGAAAAUUGAAAAUUUUGGUUAAGUUUUGUGUUUAGGUCCAUUUUAUUCCGUAAGUAUCAAAGCUAUUGCUUUCAUACUUGCAACACUUACUAACUAUCAUAAGGGGACUGUGCAGGCAAAGUAAUGUAACUCUGACUGGCAUUUUGACAGAAUUAUGUGCCCUUUUUAUACUUAGAAAAUUGAAAAUUUGUUUAAGUUUUGUGUUUAGGUCCACUUUAUUCCUACAGUAUCAAAGCUAUUGCUUUCAUACUUGCACCACUUAUUAACUAUCAUAAGGGGACUGUGCAGGCAAAGUUAUGUAACUCUGGCAUUUGGACGGAAUUAUGGGCCCUUUAUACUUAGUUUUUACCCCUAAAGUAUCAUAGAUAUUGCUUUCAUACUUGGAACACUCACAAACUAUCAUAAGGGUACAGUAAAAGGACAAGUUGCAUGACUCUGGUUGUCAUUGUUACGGAAUUAUGGCCCUUUUUUGACUUAGUAACUUUGAAUAUAUGGUUAAAUUUUGUGUUUCGAUCCACUUUACUUCUUAAGUAUCAAGGCUAUUGCUUUCAAACUUCAAAUACUUUCAUGCUAUCAUGAGGUUACUGUACCUGGCAAGUUGAAUUUUACCUUUGCCUUUGAAUGACCUUGACUCUCAAGGUCAAAUUAUUAAAUUUUGCUAAAAUUGCCAUAACUUCUUUAUUUAUGAUUAGAUUUGAUUGAUACUUUGACAAAACUACUCUUACCUGACAUACCACAAUAGACUCCACCCAAACCAUCCCCUGUGCCCUUCCCCCC